Molecule: messenger RNA, 1165 nt
Organism: Sorghum bicolor (sorghum)
Lineage: Eukaryota; Viridiplantae; Streptophyta; Magnoliopsida; Poales; Poaceae
Product: auxin-induced in root cultures protein 12
Exons: 1
Coding region: 140-916 (258 amino acids)
Source: RefSeq, a predicted model, not a curated record
CCCGGAAUUGCCGAUUAAGCCCACACCACUUUCCGCUCGUUAUAAAUCCCCCGACACGCACUCAUUCAACAGCUCCAAGAACAGAGCGAACCGAGCACUGAAUCUGAAGGAGAGUGAGCUGUCCAAAGCCUCCUCCACAAUGGCGCACCACCUCGCGCUGCUCCUGCUCCUGCUGGCCUCGCCGGCGGCGACGCGUCUAGCAUCCGCCGCCUGCGGGAGCGAGAAGUUCCCAGCGGGGCGCGCGUACGCGUCGUGCGAGGACCUGCCGAAGCUGGGCGCGUCAAUCCACUGGACGUACGACGCGUCCAAGACCUCCCUGUCCGUGGCGUUCGUCGCGGCCCCCGCGGCGGCCGGCGGGUGGGUGGCGUGGGGCCUGAACCCGACGGGGGAAGGCAUGGCGGGGACGCAGGCGCUGGUGGCGCUGGCGGGGUCCGGGUCCGCGGCGCCCACCGUGCGCACGUACAACAUCACGGGCUACGUCCCGCUCGGCAAGGCGUCGACGCCGCUCGACUUCCCGGCCACCGACCUCGCCGCGGACGCCGCCGGGAGUGGAGGCAAGAUCCGGGUGUACGGCAAGCUGCAGCUGCGCAAGGGGAUGAAGGCCGUGAACCAGGUGUGGCAGGUCGGCGCGUCAUCCACCGGCGGCGCACCCGACAAGCACGCGUUCCAGGCGGAUAACCUCAGCGCCAAGAGCAAGCUCGUCCUCGCCGGCAAGGCCGCCGCGGCCGAGGCCCCCUCGCCUGCCUCCCCCGCGCCCGAGGCCGGCGGCCCGUCCGCGUCCGGCGCAGGCAGCGACAGCGGCGCGGCGUCGUCCAUGUCGCCCUCCAAGUCGCCUAACGCUGCUGUGCCCGCGGCUGGCGUGUCCGCGCCCGCACUCCUCGUGCUCGCGCUGGUGGGCUUCUUGGUGACGGUAUGAUGAUGAUGAUGAUGCAUGGUGGCUGGAUGGUGGGCGGUGGCACCAUUCCCAGCGAAGGUGGCGGCGGCGGCGGCGGUGGGUAGGGGAGGGGAGGAAAUAUUGUGGCUGUUUUAGUUCAUUUUUCGGUUUGUUUUUGGCCGUGAAAUAAAAAAAAGGGGGGUUGAUGUACUGCCGUACUGAUUGUUGAGCUGUUGUUAGGUAGGCAUGAUUUACUAUUUACUGUAGUGGACGCGGUGUUCAUCGGUUCUC